AUGGGUUAUUUAAUGCCGACAAGAUUUUUAUUACUGGUAAUAUUUUCUAUCUAUCUAUCUAUCUAUCUAUCUAUCUAUCUAUCUAUCUAUCUAUCUAUGUAUUUUGGUCUCUUCAUGGCUGUCUCUCUUGGUCUCUUCAUAUCUAUCUAUCUAUCUAUCUAUCUAUCUAUCUAUCUAUCUAUCUAUCUCACCCAUAUCUACACGAAAGUCUGUAUCUGCUCGGAAGUCCGUAUCCCCUCGAAAGCCCAUAUCCUCGAAAUUUCGCUAUCAGCUCGAAAGCCAAUAUCUACUCGAAAGUCCGUAUCUCCUCGAAAUUCUGUGUCAACUCGAAAUCAAUACCUACUCGAAAGUCCGUAUUUGCUCGAAAACUCAUAUCUAGGUCAGUAUCUGCUUGGAAGUUCGUAUCCGCUCGAAAGCCCAUAUAUCCUCGAAAUUCCGGAUCAGCUCGAAAGCCAAUAUCUACUCGAAAGUCCGUAUCUCCUCGAAAUUCCGUGUCAACUCGAAAUCAAUAUCUACUCGAAAGUCCGUAUCAGUUCGAAAGCCAAUUUCUUCUCGAAAGUCCGUAUCAUCUCGGAAGCCAAUUUCUUCUCGAAAUUCAAUAUCAGCUCGAAAGCCAAUAUCUACUCGAAAGUCCGUAUCUACUCGAAAGUCCGUAUCAGCUCGAAAGCCAAUAUGUACCCGAAUGUUCGUAUUUGCACGGAUGUCUUUGUUCAUAUCUAUCUAUCUAUCUAUCUAUCUAUCUAUCUAUCUAUCUUUGACAACUUUUUCAUUUCUAUCUAUUUAUUCCAUGAUUUAAGUUUCUUUCCACUUCUCUCUCUCUCUCCUCUCUCUCUCUUUCCGCUCUCUCUCUCUUUCCACCUAUGGCUUUCCACCUAUGGCUUUCCACCUAUGGCUUUCCACUUCUGUCUCUUUCUCCUUCUCUCUCUUUCCACCCCUCUCUCUUUCCACGUCUCUCUUUCGACCCUUCUCUCUUUCCACCCAUCUCUCUUUCCACGUGUCUCUUUCGACCACUCUCUCUUUCCACCCAUCUCUUUCCACCUGUAUGUUUCCAUCCAUUUAUCUUCCCAUCUCUGUCUCUCUUUCCACCUCUCUCUUUCUACUCCUCUUUCUUUUCACCUCUCUCUUUCCACCUCUCUGUGA
Acanthosepion pharaonis is the source of this 1140-nucleotide messenger RNA. The record is from the annotation of a GenBank genome assembly. NCBI's taxonomy places the organism in Eukaryota, Metazoa, Mollusca, Cephalopoda, Sepiida, Sepiidae.